Molecule: messenger RNA, 4314 nt
Organism: Caenorhabditis angaria
Lineage: Eukaryota; Metazoa; Nematoda; Chromadorea; Rhabditida; Rhabditidae
Source: the annotation of a GenBank genome assembly
AUGAAACGCAAAAAAACUUCAUUCAUCAAGCGACACAUUCCAAUUCUUGAUUGGUUGCCAAAAUAUGAUAUCAAAGAAAAUUUGAUAAAUGAUAUUGUUGGUGGACUUACCGUUGGUUUCAUCCAUGUUCCUCAAGGAAUGGCCUAUGCUUCUUUGGCUGGUUUGAAGCCAGUUUAUGGACUGUAUACCAGUUUGUUUCCUGGAUUGAUUUAUAUGAUUUUUGGAUCUUCUAGACAUGUUUCACUCGGUUAGUGGUUUUUUGCAUUUGUUGAUUUUUAUUGUACAUAGAGCUUGCUUUCUUAUCAAUAUCAAAUUAUUGCUCUUGAUAAUAAUUGAAGUUAAAACAGAGAACAGAAAAGCGUUUGAAAAGAAUGACACCUGUUCCGGAAAAAAAACACAGACAACCAAAAAGCAAAACUCUUCCGGAUUUCACCGUGUGUAAUGUACUUUAGCAAACCGUUAGACCUCAAAAUUUUUGCUGUAGAUCAAAGAUAUUAUGUUUUUAAAAUAUUCCGUUUAUCAUCGUUGAUUUCAGUCCCAUAACCAAAAUUUUGUCAGGUUUCAAAAAAAUGUGGGAAAUUUUUCGAUCAUGGAACAUAUAUUUUCGGAAUCUUGAAAUUCUGAACUUGUUUCAACAAGUAAAAUUUUUUGAAAAUUGGAAAAUUACUGAUUUUCAUUCAAAAAUCCCAAUCCUAAAAUUUCAGGUGUUUUUGCAAUUAUCAGUUUGAUGUGCGGUUCAUGUAAUAUACGAGUAUCACAAGAAAUUAUGGACAAAUACAAUCUGACAUCAAUCGAAGAUCGACAAGAAAUAUCAGUCGAAAUCGUCAAAUCACUCGGUUUAUUGGUUGGAUGUUUUCAGGUUUCUAGUUUCUCUUCGUGAUAUUCGCAAACAUUUUUCUUAUUUUUCAGAUUUUAUUGGGAUUAAUAAAAGCGGAUUAUCUUAUAUCAUACUUAUCGGAUCAGAUUGUUGUUGGUUUCACAACGGGUGCGGCUUGUCACGUUUUCACGGCACAACUUAAUAAAAUGUUAGGGGUCAGUCUCCCAAGACAUACUGGAUUUGGUAAACUAUUCAGAGUGAGUUUCGAAAUAUUUUUGAUAUUUUUAAAGAAAUCAUAUGAGUUCUUUCAGAUUUAUCGCGAUUUGAUAAACAGUGUUAUGGAAGAUCAAGUCAACUUCUACACUUUGGCGAUCUCGAUCUUUACAGUCAUUUUUCUUUAUUCAUUCAAAUAUAUAAUCACUCCUAGAUGUUGUGCAAAAACCCGGUUCCCGAUUCCAUACGAUUUAUUUGUGGUUAGUUUUCCCCCUGCAAGAGCUCAAAUCAAAUUAAUAUAUUAUUUCAGAUAAUCGCUGGAACUGCUGCUUCUCAAAUAUUCUCUCUUCAUGACACAUAUCACAUCAAAAUUGUUGGCACAAUUCCAAAAGGUCUACCAGCGCCGAAAUUCCCAGACAUCAGCAUCUUCCAAUAUGUGAUUUCUGAAGCACUUGCAAUUGCGGUUGUUAGUGUUGUUGUAACUAUUUCGAUGGGAAAAGUGUUCGCGAAAAAACACGACUAUAAAAUUGAUGCUCGACAAGAGUUUUUUGCAUUGGGAAUGGUUGAAUCGAUCUCUUCAAUGUUCCCGGUUUGGCCAUCUUCGACAGCUUUAGCAAGAUCAAUUAUUAAUGAAAAUGCGGGAACAAAAACACAGGUAAAUUAAAUAAAUUUAUAGAGAAAGAUCAUUUCAAAAAUAUACAAAAAAUAAUAAUUUAAUUGAAAGCGCAACAACAAAAAAGCUAAAAAUAAUAAAAUUCCAGCUUUCUGCAAUCAUCUCAGCUACUGUUUUAAUUUUGGUCUUAUUCUUUAUUGGUCCUCUUUUGGAGCCUCUCCCAACGGUAAUUUGCACUAUUUUCCACUAUUUUUUCUCAACAAAAUUUUUUUUCAGUGUCUUUUAUCGUGCGUUGUAAUCGUUGCUUUACGUGGAAUGUUUAUGCAAUUGCAAAACUUCGGACCAAGUUUUUGGAAAUUUUCAAAAAUUGAUUGGAUUAUUUUCACAAUCACCUUCUUGGCAACUGUUAUCUAUGAUAUUGUUCCUGGUCUUUUCAUUGGUUUUAUCACUGGAAUUGCUUUUUCGAUUUUCAGAAUUCAGAGGUGAGCGCAGAAAGCUUUUUAGCGAAAAUAUAAUUAAUAAUCUCCUGCGAACUUGAAUCGCCUCCCAAUUUCUCCCCCGCUCAUAAUUGAUUUCCAUUUGGAAUAAAGUUCGCAAGACUUGCAAAACACUGGUUGAACAAUAUUUCGCACCCACCUAAAAAUAUUGGACUUUUCAAAUUUAAAUUCACGCUUAUGUUAGAAAAUCAAAACUGACCAGUGCUGAUUGUUAUCUAAACAUUGACAAAAAAUCCGAUCAGCCUCUUCUCUUGCAAUAUCAAUAUUAUCAUAAUUCAUAUCGUGUUCCAAACAACAUCUAUCAACACCUAAAUAAAUUUCAUUAUAAAAAGCACCCCUCUUAUUUUUAUGGCGGCAUAUACAUUUUGAAAUGAAGGAAUCUUCUUUUUUUGAUGAGCCUAAUUAAAAAUGCUCCUCAUUAGAUUGCAUUCAUUGAAAAAGUACAAUUUCGAAUAGAAAAACUUUGGCAAAUUAAAAAUAAUGAAUGUCAAACUUACCCGGUGUAUCUGACGGUAGUGAGAUAAGAAAUGAAAUUAGGUUUGUAGCUUUUCCUAUACCACAACUCCAACUUGAAACAAGUUGAAAUGUGGUGAAGAUAAUGAUCAAAGUUCUGAAGUGCAUUUGUUCUGAAAAACUAUAGAUUGUGAAGCUGUUUAUAUAUAAUUUUUUUGAAAUUCGAUACAGUAAAAAGUCAAAUGACUGAAUUUCAAUUCAUAUCAAAUGAACUUCAACCAAAAAUAAAUUGAGCUAUCAAAACAAAAAUGAAUUGUUUAUUUAAGUGAUUUUCUCACCUUUUUUGUUUUUAAGUGGCUUCCUAGAGUGAGAAGAAGAUUUGUAGACUCACAACAAUUUGUUGAACUAGAUUUGAAUUGAUUAGCCAAAGAAAACUUACAAUGAGCAAAAUAAAUCAAGUGAAGAAAAGUUCCGGUAGAAGAAACCGCGCCUACGUGUCGUCAUAUAGACUGUGUUGACCACUUGAGUACCUCAUAAUAAUGUGUCUGCCGUUUUCUUGAGCAACACAAAAAAACUAAAACACAAUAAAUAAAAAAAACGAAAUAAUAACACAAAUCUUAUUGCAACAAUAAACAAAUACACCUUUAUUUAUUAAUAAUUUUGCUCAAAGAAUGAAAUGUAUACCCUUUGAUGUGUUGAUUCAUAAGAUUUUGAACCCUUUUUCGUUUUUUUCUUCCUUUGGCUUUUCGUCCGAGUGUUAUUUAAUCAAAAAAGUGCAAUAGUACACAUGCACUUUUAUUUUUUUGUUUCCAAAAGUUGUGAUUCAUUUGGAGACAAUUUUCUUAUAUGUAAUCUUUGGUCUUAAGACGUUGCAUAUGAGCUUUGCAUUUUUUGUUGAACAUAUUAUUUGAAUAAUAAUUGGUGAACCCAUAUAGAAAAAAUGAAAACAAAAUAGUAUAAGGCUGCAGAUUUGAUGAUAAGUGAACGAUUUGAAAAACGACAUUCUCUUUGAAAAAAUGCAGAGGAAAGUAGAUGACCCGAUCUUAGAGGUGAAAUCGUCAGAUCUCAGAGAAAAAUAUUUUUGAUCUACCUGGAAAAGUUCUGAUAAUUUUGAGAACAAGGCUGAGUGUUGAACCUUGAAAAUGUCCUGUCUCUUGCUCAAUUUUUAAUUAGGCUCAAUUUAUCUAAUGUCCAGACUGUUAGAACACUGACCAUUGUAACACAAACAGGAAAAUCUCUAAAAAUCACAUAUUUCAACAACUUUAGCAAACAAUCAUGCGUCCAUCUUGUAUCCCAAAUAUUUUCGUUUUUGCAGAACUCAAAUAAUCGCCGAUGAAAACGACAUUGAAAGUUCGAAAGGUAUUCGAGUCACAUAUCCAAGUUCCUUGCUCUACUUCAACUGCGAUGUUUUCGAAAAAUCCUUCAACAAAAUCAUACAUACCCAAUUCUCCACAAAAGAUGAGGAAACUCAAAUGAUUGAUAAAGAUAGAAAUGUGGUUUUUGAUAUGUCUGGAAUUGGAAAUAUUGAUGUCUCCGGUGCAAAUUUGCUUGUCAAAUUGACUGAAAAUUUGAAAGAGCAACAUGGAAUCUCAUUCGAGUUGCAGAAUCUCACAGGUAUUUUUAUUUUGUUAUCAAUCAAAAAUAAUUUAUAAUUUUUUUCAGACAAUACCAAACAAUUCCUUGCAAAACAUCCGAGCUUCUCUCAAUUGAACGUUCAAUAA